Messenger RNA from Emys orbicularis (European pond turtle), 14511 nucleotides. It is a transcript of the gene DNHD1, whose product is annotated as dynein heavy chain domain 1. The transcript has 43 exons. NCBI's taxonomy places the organism in Eukaryota, Metazoa, Chordata, Testudines, Emydidae. The coding region runs from base 1 to 14511 and encodes 4836 amino acids. Gene Ontology annotation, biological process: flagellated sperm motility. Gene Ontology annotation, cellular component: sperm flagellum; inner dynein arm. Gene Ontology annotation, molecular function: dynein light intermediate chain binding; ATP binding; dynein intermediate chain binding. The record is from RefSeq and is a predicted model, not a curated record.
AUGCAGUCUUCCCCGACUCACCCCAGUCUGUUCCCUGCUGCUGCUGACCCAGGUGGCAGAGAGCCCAGGAGCUCCCGGCCAGCAGAGCAUGGCUGGGCCUGGGGUGUCCGCCAGCGCCUUGCUGCCCAGCUCCAAGAGACGGGGAGGCCUGAUCCCCAGCACCUGGACGCGCUCGUGGCAGAGCUGGUCGCUGUGUUUGCGAAGGUGCUGCAGAGGAGCAGCCGAAGUGCCUGGCUGCACCUGCUGGAUGUCCUGCAGCUCCUCAGCCCCUUCCGGGAGCAGCUGCGUUGCCGGGAGGAACUGCUGCCCUACCUGGAGAGCCUCUGUUACCAGUACCACCGCAGUCAGGCCCUCGUGUCUGACCUAGAUGUCCUGGGAGCCAUGGGCCAGGCCUUCCCCAGGGACCACUCAGAGCUGUGUGCCCAUCCACUUGCUGCACACGGCAGGGAUCCAGUGCCCCCAGCCAAUCUGCUCCCUGUUGGCUCCGAGCCAGCCUUCGCAGGGCAGCCCUGCCCCUUUGUCCUAGAGCAGGAGGUCGAAGAACCAGCAGCCGUGUGCCAGCCAGGCCCAGUGUCUUUGCAGGAGCUGCAGAGAUGUGUGGGUCUGGUGGGCAUGGAGCUGGCUCAGGACGAGACCCAGUGGAAAAGCGGCCUGGGCCUCAUGUCCCUCGCCCUUGGUACAGAGGUGCCUGUGAAGUAUUGCUGUGCCGAGCUGAGGCUCCUUCCAGAUCCAGGCCGAGAGGCUGCUGCACCCGCCCCACAGGUGGUGGAAGGAGAGCAGGGCUUCUCCUGGCAGUCCCUGACAGGGCUCCGGGCUGCUGAGAUUUUUGUGAGGAACAGGCACCUGAGGAAAAUCAACUUUGUCUACCUCAACAUUGCCCCCAACAGGCACUUCAGGCCCUACGACCUGGUUGUGGUUCCUAAGCGCCAGGCCAACCCCCAGCACUAUGUCUUCUCCCCCUUUGGGGUGCUCCACGUGCACCCUGAAGAAGGUGCUGAGGCCCUGACACUUGGAGAGUGGCACCGAGAGGCCACGCUGUGGCAGCUACUCCAGUGCAUCCCCUUCUUCAAGCACUGCCUCGUCCGCAAAGCCUUUGCCCGCUGGUGGCAGAAUGUGAAGCACCUGCAGCUGCUGAGACGCCAGGAAGCUCUGGGCAGGCACCUGCUCCUGGCUGUGCCCCACUUUGGAGCAGCGCUGCUCCACGUCUCCAGACUCCUGCAGGAGCUAAGAUCUGUACACUGGCUGCCCCAGGAUGACUCCAAAUGCUACCCCUUCCCGGAGCUACAGCGGGCCCUGGCCCAAGAGAACGGCCGUGCCCGAGGCCUGCUCAGGAGGUUCCUCACCCUCUGCUCAGCCAUUCUCGAGCUGGUGCGGGAUGACACAUACAAGACAGUGCACGGGCUGCAGACCCAAGUGCAGAGCUACAAGCUCUACAUCACCAAGGAGUCCCUGUAUAAACAGAGAGUCCACUACAGGGACCUGGAGAGGAGGCUGAAGGAAGCCGAGUUCUGGAUGCAGAGGCUGGGCAGCCUGGCCCAGCUGGUGAACCUCCUGACCUGCCAGAACCUGGUCUCCAUCGUGCAGGAGGAGGUCACAGCGUUCGUCAGCAACGUCAUGAAGGCCAAUGGUACCAUGCGGAAGGCUGUCCUCCGAGUGCACCUGGUGUUUGACGCUGACAGCCAACUGGUCCCCUUUCCCUCCAGUCAGGUGCUGGAAACCAGCCUGCUGGGGGCCCUGGAGGCCGUGGUGGAAUCUGUACUGCAGGUGACCCGCACCAGGAAAGAGAAGCCAGUGACCCAACCUGAGCAGAGUCCUGGAGAGACAGAGACUCUCAGAAGUCAGGACUUGGCGAUGGUGCUGUGCAAUCCCCAGCCAAGUGCCCUUCGAGAGGCAGAUAAAGGAGGCCCUGAGGCCCUGGCCCCCCAGUCCCCCGAUGAGCUGCUCCAGAGUCUGCCUGCUGAGGUGCUCUGUGGCCAGGAGCCACAGCUGGUGCACCAUCUGGAUCUGAAGAUCAUCGGGGGCCUGGAGGUGAGUGGGCACCGGCUGAGGAGCCAGUACCCAGUGCCGUCGAGGGAGCAACUGGAGCAGGACCUGCGCUCGGACAGCAGUAUCCAGGGGGCCCUGGCUAGCCAGCGGGCUUUGCUGGCGGAGGCACUGAGUGAGACCCAGGAGAUCUGCAAGCAGCACACGUGGGUGGCAGAGAUCCACAGCUUUGCUCACAGCUGGAGCCCCAAGCAGCUGGAGCUGAUGAAGGGCUGGCCCGCGGGCAAAUAUGUGCAGCGAGUCGUACAGCUGCGUGCCUGGGCAGAACGUGUCAGAGAGGUGCCCUCCAUGGUCAUCACCUGCAACCGGCUCCUCUUGGUGGAUUGCAGCAGCGUGCAGCAGGAGAUUGUGCCCCUGCUGGACUCCGUCAUCAAAGAGAUCGUCUCCCUGCUGUUGAGUGAAACGUCCCAGCGCAGCGAGAUCCUCAUUUCCGAGCUUGGCGGGGUCGUGCAGCUCUACCGGAGUGUCAGCACUGACAUCUUCACCAUCGCCAAGUGCUCCCAGAAGCUGGAGCAAUACCAGGGCCAGAUGACAGAGCUGCAGGAGCGUGUGGAGUAUGUGCGAGCUCUGAACGAGGUGAUCCGUCAGCACUUCCGUCCACUCAGCCUGGAUGAGGAGAACGUGGAGAACCUGCUCCUGGACACCUGGGAGGCCUUCGUGUACCAGCAGCAGGAGGCCUCGGACUUCAUUGUCUCACGGCGCCUCAGCAUCAUUGCUGAGCUGGUAGACUCGCUGCAGAGAGCCAGACAGGAGCUGCAGGAGUUGCUGACCAUGGCCACCACAGGGCAGUUCCUGGACCCCUCCCAGAGCCCGCGUGCAAUGGAGCAAGAGCUGCGAGAGCUGUACCGCCGCUUCCAGGCCAUGGCCACCCGCGUGGCUGAGCUGUGCCGCUCCCAGAGGAUCCUCACAGGGGAGCGGACAGACGUCUCCUUCGUAGCCAGGAGCCGGGGGCUCAUUGAAGCCCAUGAGCACGUCUGGAGGCUGCUACGCACCAUCUCCGAGCAGAUCACUGAAUGGAGGUGCCUCGCCUUCAGCAAGUUCAACACCCCCCUGGCCACGGAGAAGAUGGCUGAGUGGCAGAGGGAAGCGUCCCACAUGGAAAAGUCCCUGCCUGCCAAUCACCCCAUCCUGCAGGCCUGUGUGCACAUGAUCACUAGUUUCCAGCAGUUUCUGCCCCUGCUUCAGAAGCUGGCCAGCCCACUCAUGAAGAGUAGCUGCUGGAGGGAGUUCUUCACGGCAAUGGGAGUGAAGUGCCCUGUCAACCUGCAGUUCACGCUGGGCCAGCUGCUGUCCUACCCGCUACUGGAGCACAGCGACACCAUCCUCAAGAUCUGGUCAAGUGAGCGAGGCCGUUGCCGCUCCCUGGACAUCCUGCGCCGGCUGCAGAAGGCCUGGGCUGAGAGGCAGUUCCGUUUGGUCAACUUCAUCCUGAGCGUGCCCUACCAGGCCCCACUGCCCGACCGUGCCCGCCGGCCGCCCAGCAGGCGCUACCGCCCACCCAAGCAGGAGUACGUCUCCAAGGACAGCGGCACCUUCGUGCUGGCUGACACAGCAGAACUCAAGGCCCUGACGGAGAAAAGCCUGCUAACCUUGAAGAACAUCAUCCUCUCACCCCACGCCAUGGAGCUCCGGGAGGAGGCAGAGAGCUGGACCAGAGCCCUGCUGGAUGUCUGGGUCAGUUUCCAGCAGAAGUGGAUUUUCCUGAAUAUAGUGCUGUAUGAGAUGGACAUCAGCCUGCCCAGCAGCGAGCUGGAUUGCCUGUUCCAGAAGCUGGACAGCAGGUUCCGGGAGCUCAUGCAGGUGACGUCCAAGCACCCCCUGGUGCUAUCCAGCAUGAUGCCUAUGGCCACCUCCAACCGGGAAAGCCGCUUUAUGGGUGUGCCCCUGCAGACCAUGCUGAGCGAGGGGGUUGAGGACCUGCAGCUCAUCAUCCACGCACUGGAGUACGUGCUGGAGGCUACGCGCAUGGGCUUCCCCCGCCUCUUCUUCCUCAGCAACACAGAGGUGGUGGCUAUGAUGGCCUCACCUGCGGAGCCCAUGGAGGUGACCACCUGGGCCCGCCGCUGCUUCCCAACUGUGCACCAGCUGGCCUUCCGUGAGCCCUCGGCCACUCGAGACCCUGCCACCUAUGCUGUCCUGCUGCCCAGAGCAGAGGCCACGGGCCUGGUGGGAGCCUGUGGGGAGACGGUGCCGUUGUGUUCCCCGUUGCUCCUCAACCAGAAGGUCACUAAAUGGCUGUGCGCCCUGGAGCAGCGCAUGAAGGAGGCCCUCUUCCACCUGCUGCAGGCAUGCAUGGCCCAGCGCCUGGCUCUGCGGCCCCAGCUCGACGUGGCCUUCGAGCACCACCCAGGUCCCACCGAGCUGCCGCUGCACCUGCUGGUGGAGCACUGGGGGCAGCUGGCAACAGGCUUCCCGGCCCAGUGCGUGCUGCUGGCCGAGGAGGCCUUGUGGUUUGCGGAUGUGCAGGAGCGGCUCUUCGGCCCCGUGCGCAGGCCUGGCCUCAAGCUCAAGCACCGACUCAAGCUGGAGGCCCUGGCCCACUAUGUCCGGAACUACCGCAGCAGCCAGGCCGGGCAGCCAGGCAGCGGCCAGCUCAGCACGCUGAUGGGGGCCCUGCUCACGGUCACCGUGCGCCAGCGCGACGUGCUGGCCCACCUGCUGCAGCGCAAGGUUGACUCACCCACCGCCUUUGCCUGGGCCCAGCUGCUCAAGUACCGGCUGGUCCUGCACCCCGAGAGUGCCAGGGCAGUCGGGGCCCCCCUUGAGAGCUGGGCCGCCAGCCCCCCCGGCUGCUGGGCCGAGGUCCUCGACAUCCGCCUGCACUAUGGCUAUGAGUAUGUGGGGAACUGCCCCCACCUGGUGGGGGGCCCUCAGCUGGAGAGGAGCUUCCUGGGCUUACUGCUUGCCCUGGAGGAGUUCCGCUGUGGCGCGGCUCUGGGCUGCCACGGGGUCGGGAAGACGGCCACCAUGCAGCACCUGGCCAGGGUUCUGGGGCGCCAGCUCGUCACCCUGCACUGCUCCCAGCAGAUGGGCCUGGGCUGCCUCCGCCAACACCUGAGUGGGGCUGUGCAGGCCGGGGCCUGGCUGCUGCUGGAGGCAGUGGACCAGCUGGGGCCCGGUGUCCUGUCAGGGUUCAGCCAGCUCCUGUCAGACCUGCGGAUGCUCUGCAUGGGCCUGCAGGCGGAGACGGGCCAGGUGAGCCCCAGCCACAAAUCCAAGAGCAGGGACGGGGAGGGGCAGGAGCAGCCUGCAAGGGCCCUGCCAGAGCUGGGCCUGAAUGAAGCUGAGCCGUAUCAGCCCCGCGUGCUGGGCAACAUCCUCUUCGGGGAGCAGCUGCUGCGGGUCAGGGAGACCUACGGCUGCCUGGCCACCCUGCAGCGUCUCCCUGAGCUCCUGCGCCUGGCCGUGCGCCCCGUGGCCCUGCUGCCCCCCGACCUGCACAAGGUGGCCGAGGUGACCUUGCUGGCAGCUGGCUUCCGGGAAGCAGCACACCUGGCCAAGAAGCUGAGCUAUUUCUUCUGGCUGGAGGGGGAGCUGGGCCCGGGCCCUGCACCCAGCCGGCUGGCCCUGUUCAAGGGGGUCAUUGAGGCAGCCAUUGGCAUUGUGUAUCCGCCUGUGGUGAGGCCAGAGCCAGAGCCAGAGCCUGGGGAGCACCUCACAGCCCAGCAGUCGUCCUUUGAGAGCCUGGCUGAGGAGCCUGCCCUCAUCCAAGCUCUCUGCCUCUCGCCCUUCUUGUCUGCCCUGGAGGACCCCCGGCUGAGUCGAGUGUGGGAGCUGCUCCGCGGGGUCUUCCCUGCCUCCUGCUCCCUGGUCCCCGAGGCCCAUGCUCCCCCCAGGCUGCUGAGUGCUGUGACAGCACAGCUGCACGAGGACAAGCUCCAUGCAGACCCCGAGCUCACCAGCACCAUAGUGCAGCUUUGCCAGGCCCUGCUGGGCUCACCGGGGGUCCUGCUGGUGGGGCCCUCUGGCAGCGGCAAGACCACAGCCUGGAAGACCCUGGCUAAGGUGCUGAGCAGGCUGGCUGUGAGUGCGUCCUUGGAGCUGGCGCCAGGAGCGGGCAGGCCAGGCACUCGGAAGGAUGUGGCAUACCUGCCCAUCAGCACUGUCUGCCUCUGCCCCAACAGCCUCAGCACCGCUGAAUUCCUGGGCAGGCUUGAGGGAGGCAUCUGGAGGGAGGGCGUUUUCUCCAGGCUCCUGCAGAGAAUGGCUUCCUCAGCCCCUGCGGCUGGGCUGGGCGUGUCAGGCACCCAGCAAUGGCUGGUGCUGGACGGGUUUGCCAGCUCCGAGUGGCUGGAUCCCAUCUCGUCGCUGUUCAGCGCAGAGCCCACUCUCAGCCUGCCCAACGGGCAGCGGCUCCAUCCUCCAGAGGGCGUGAAGUUCCUCUUUGAGCUGCCUGAUGCCUCCAGCAUCUCACCAUCCAUCUCCGCACACUGCGCCCUCCUGCACUGUGGGGGCUCGUGUGUCUGGCGAGCACUGCUGGCCUCAUCCCUAGCCACCAUCUACCACACGUACAGCGUGAGCCAGGAGAGCGUGGUCAUGCUGCGUGGCCUCGCUGAGGAUGUCUUCCCCCCCACGCUCACCUUCCUGCAGCAGCAUUGCAGCUCUGUGCUGCAGCCUCACGCCGACCUGCGCAGCCCCAUGGCCUGGGGCAUCCCAGAGACCACAGCCUUCACCAGGCUCCUGAAGGCUCUGCUGGACCAACACCUGAGCCAUGACAAGGCGAAGGCCCAGCCCCUGAGAAGGGAGGACCAGGCAGUGGCUGAGAACAGCAGUGCUGGGGUCUCAGCUGCCCCUUCACACUGGGGCUUGGAUGAAGCUGUCCCACCCCAUCACCACCUGCUUGUCCGCAGCAUCUUCGUGUUUGCCUACAUCUGGGGCUUCAGUGGCCACCUGCACCCCAGACACUGGGCCAUCUUUGACAGCUUUGCCCGUAGAGUCCUGUACAGCAGCAGCUACACCAUAGAGCUGCCUUCAGCCGAUUCUGUCUUUGACCUCUAUCCCCAGCCUGAGGAUGGGAAACUGGAGGUCUUUGAUGGGAAGUAUCUGUCCGGCAGAAUCAAGGCAGUUCCUGAGAGUUUCACCAUCCUGCCCCAGUACGAGCGACUCCUCUACGUGCUGGACCUGCUCCUGGGCUCGAGGCAGCCAGUGCUCCUGGCCGGGGAGCCCAGCUGCGGCAAGUCAUCCUUCGCAGAGCUGCUGAUCCAGCCCAAUUACUCCUACCAUCGUGUCGCCAUCUCGCCUGCCCUCGGCGCGGACCACGUGCGCCGGCUGCUGGAGAGCCACAUCCUGAGCAGCAUGCGGGACAAGGCCCUGUUCACCGGCCUCCCUGGGUCCCGGCCCCCUGGCGCCAGGGGCGGGAGGAGCUGCUACCUGCUCCUGCUGGAUGACCUGCAUGCCGCCGAGCUGAAUGCCAGGCAGGGGAGUCACCCCGUGGUGGAGACCCUGCGCCAGGCCCUCUCCCACCAGGAGGUCUAUGGCGCCGAGAGCCUGGAGCUCCGACACAUCCCUUCAGCAGAGUUCAAUUGCUUUGGCUUGGUGGCUGCCCCAGCGAUUGGCGUGCACCCCCUCUCCCCUCGCUUCACUCGGCUCUGCAGCAUCCUCUCGCUCCCCAGCAUCUCCAGGGAGUCUCUGAUCAGCAUCCACAGCCCCCUGGUCCUGGCCUGGCUGGAGAAGUUCCCCCUGCUGGCCAGGCACAGCGAGCUGGCCACUGCCCUGGUGGGGGCCACUGUGGACAUGUACGAGGCCGUGAAGGCCAGGUUCCGCCCCUCCCCCGCCUGCUCCCCCUACCACUUCUCCUACCACCACAUCGAGAAGGUUCUCAGGGGCCUCUUCCUCCUGCGGCCCUGCCCCGGGAUCCACCUCACCAGCCCCUUGGAGGACCCCAGCACGCCCAAGGCUGCAAAGCGAGGCCAGCCAGGGAUAAGCCUUAGCCUCACGCUGAGCACCCGGGUCAUCGUCCGCCUGUGGCUGCACGAGUCGCUGCGCACCUUCUGCGACCCGCUGCUGUCGGAGAGCGAGCGGCAGGAGAGCGGGCAGCUGCUGCUGGACGUGGCUACCAGCACCUUCUGCACCAAGAGGAGCGUGCUGAGAGUGAUCUCCACCAGCGACAGGGAGCCGCAGCAGCGCGAGCGAGCCAGGAGCGUCACGGAGCCUGCCAGGCAAGACGCUGCCAUGGAGCUGGGAGCUGAGGGCCACGAGGAGCCUUCCUCGCAGAGCAGCAGCGACGGGGACUGCCCAGACGCCUUCGAUCCCAUAGACCAGGCCCCCGCCCUGGCCCUGGACCGGCCAGACGCAGCGCCCUCUGGGGACUCUGCCCUGGGCGCACUGGAGCCCGAGGGGGCAGAGGUGACUGGGAUGAGGAGAAUGGCUUCCAUCCAGCCCUCUCCAGCCCUGCGCCCUCGCUUCCAGGAGCAGCACCUGGCCAUGGGGCGCCGCACCAGCACCCGCCGAACCACCCCUCUGAAGAGCAAGCGCAGGCCCUCCACCAAGAAGGAGAACAUCAAGCCCCUGCUGCCCUCCCACCUCCUGCUGCUGCCAGGGGAGGACGUGCGCAACAUCCUCUUCAGCAGGGAGCUGGCGCCGGCCUCCUCCAGCCGGGAGAGCCUCUACCACGAGAGGUGCUGGGACGCCAUCCAGCAGCAGCUCAGCACCUUCCUCCCCAGGGGCUUUGUGCUGUGCAGAGAAGUCACCCAGCACCUGGUGCGCCUGCUGAGGGUGCUGUGCUGCCCAGAGGGGCACGGCGCCCUCCUCUCCCUGCACCUCUCCACCGGCAGGAGGUCCCUGGUGGCUGUGGCUGCCCAUGCCACUGCCUCCCAGCUCUUUGAGCUGACGGGGCAGGCGGGGGAGUGGGAGGUGAGGGAGCUGAUCAGGAAAGCCAGCUGGCAGGCUGGGAUCCUGGACAAGAGAGCCGUGGUGCUGGUGCACCAGGGGGUGGGGCCGGGCACCAUGCAGAAGCUGGUGGAUCUGAUGAGAGAGGGCACCUACCCUGGCCUGUACACCGCUGAAGACACUGCACACAUCGUGAAGGAACUGCUGCAGGAGAACCAGAACAUCAAAAGAACGAUGAGGCCUAACAUGGUCCUGCAAAGGUUCUACCAGUUUGUGAGGACCAAUCUGCACAUGCUGCUUCUGCUGGAUGGGCGCAAGGGCUGGGCACAGGGCAGGGGGCCCUUGGGUUACCCCACAGCCAUGGCCACAGCCCUGCUCACCCUCCCCUGCAGCAUUGACGUGUACCAGCCCUGGAGCCAGGAGUCCCUGGUGCAGGUGGCUACCCAGCACCUGGAAGAUGCCCUCAGCCAACAGCCCCUGAAGAGCCCAGGUGAGGGCUCGGUCUGCCUCUGGGGUCUCAGCCUCUCCUGGAUCAUGGCGGCCGUGCAGCCGGCAAAGGGCCAGGCCCACCUGGGUUCGGCACAGAAUACAGGCACCAAGUGCCUGGCCCUUCGUGCUGGCCAGCUCCAACCCAUGGGCCCGGCUGCCUCCUCUCCACAGUCUCUCAUGGUGUCCACUUGUUUGUCAGUCCCAGCAUCACUGCAGGCCCUGGAGAAUUCGCUUGCCAGCAUUGCCUCAGCUAUGGCGCUGAUUCACCGCUCAGCCAGCUGCUAUGCCACACACCUGGCCCCCGGCACACCCCUCGUCACCCCAAAGACCUUCCUAGAUUUCCUUGACGCUUUCCUCAUGCUCUCAGCACAGUUGCAGAGGCAGAGCCGGACUCAGGCUGAUCGGAUGAAGCUUGCUCUGACCAAGAUGCAGGCAGUGAGUGAGAAGCAGCGGGAGCACAGCCGGGACAUCAAGUACCUGCAGGAGAAACUUCGCAUGGCCAAGGAGCAAGUGGCCAGGUGCCAGCGGCGGGCAGAGCGCGAAGAGGUGGUGCAGAAGCAGCAGGAGCAGGACUGUCAGCACCGCGAGGCACGCAUCGAGAUCCUUACGCAGGAGCAGCACCUCUUGGAGCAGAGCAAGGAGUCUGCCACGAGAAAGAUGAACACGGAGUACAAGGCGGCACUGGCUGGACUGCAGGUGCAGGACAUUGAGGAGUUGCGGAGCUACCGUUUACCACCAGCAUCCAUCCUCAGGGUGACGGAUACCCUGUGCAUGAUGUUCAGCAAGGAGCCUGGCUGGGAGAGUGCCAAGCAGCUGCUGGGCCAAGAGGACUUCUACCAGGAGCUGCUCUUCUACCCGAAGGACGAGCUCCCCAACGACCUGUUCCAGGCUCUGGGCCAGGUGGUGUCGGACGAGAGCUUCUGCGCUGCCUCCCUGCAGAGCGUCAGCAAAGCCGCGGCUGCCCUGUGCCAGUGGAUCUGCGCCAUCUACUGGUACCACCGGGCUCUGCGCAUUUGGGAGCCCACCUUGAUGCAGCUGCAGCACUGCAAAUUCCAGAUUCGGGCGGAGAAGGGGCGGCUGGGCGACCGGCGCCUGCAGGCUGAGAAGCUGAAAGAGUUGAGCUCGAGCUGGGGCUUGGAGCUGCUGCAGGCCACCGAGCAUCAGGAGGCCCUGGCCCGCGAACUCAGUCAUGUCCUGCAGGAGAAGGAGAAGGCUGACACCGUUGAGAGCUCCGUGGCAAUGCACGUGGCCAACUGGACAGCGGCUGUGAAGCACUUGGAGCAGAACUGCAACACGGCCCAGGGGGACGCACUCCUUUGUGCAGCCGCUCUCUCCUACAUGGGUGCCUUCCCCCCGCCGCGGCGCCAGGAGCUGCUGGAGAAGUGGCAGGAUAUCUGUGCCAGGCGCCAAAGCUCCCUGGGGCCAGACGACGUGCGGAGGUUGCUGGAGAAGGAGCUGCCCUGCCCUGGCCCAGCCCCCCGGGGCCCAGCCCUGCUGCCUGUGCGCCAGGACUUCAGCUUGCUGGCCCUGCUGAGCUCAGAGAGGGAGCAGCGUGCCUGGGACAGGGACCAGAAGCCGCAGGACUCGGCCGGGCGCCAGGCCGCCCUGCUGCUCCGCGCAGACACUCACGCCUGCUCCCGCUGCUGGCCCCUGCUGCUCGACCCUGACCAGCAGGCCCUCACCUGGCUCCUCAUGGCACAGAAAGCGGAUGAGGACGAGUCCCUGCUCUUCGCCGGCUCGGACACGCUGUCCAGUGCCGAGGAGUCAGGGAGCAAUGAAGAGUCACCUGAGAAAAAUCUCCAGGUGCUGUCGGCUACAGACCCCAGGCUGGAGCACAACCUCCUGGCUGCAGCCAGCACCGCACACACCCCCUGCAGACAACUGGCCUCCACCGUGCUGGGGGCCCAGCAGAGCUCCCCAGAGACGGCAGGUCCAGGCCUGCAUUCUUUGAGUCAGAUGGUUAUUGCACGCCGGGGCCUGUCACCUCCAGGAGGGCUGCCCAUCCUGCUCCUGGACUUUGAGAGGAGUCCCUGCUGCCCGGCUCUCCUGCAGCUCCUGCAGAAGGAGACGCUGCUGGGGGCGGGGGGCUGCAUCCUGCACUCCGAAUCGCUCGGGGUGGUGCACGUGCUGCCCUCUUUCCGGCUCUACCUGAGCACCACCCUGCCGCUCCGUGCCUUGGGGAAAGAGAUGGACCACGCCCUCCUGAAGGGCCUGACUAUGAUUGACUUGAGCCUCAGCCAGUCAGCGCUGGAGGAUCUGCUGCUGGAGGAGGUGCUGCACGCCGAGAGGCGGGAGGCCCAGACCCAUUGGCGCAUGCUGCAGCUCAGCAUCCUGCAGCUGGAGGACAAGCUGGAGGACACAGAGGAGGAGUUGCUGGAGCUGAUCUCGCAGCCGUCGCGCCCCCUGCUAGAGGCGGAGGAGGACUUCCUGCCCCUUGUGCGGCUGCUGCAAACCCAGCUUGAGGCCCUGCACGCCAGCCACCAGCACCUGCUCUCCCUGCGCCAGCACCACCUGGCCGUGCAGGCCCAGUACCGGCAGGUGGCGUGCCUGGGGGCGGCGCUGCACCAGGCCCUGCAGCAGGUGUGCCGGCUGCACCCCCGGUACCAGUGCUCCACGGCGAGCUGCCUGGCCGUCGCCCGCCGGGCCCUGCUCGCCACCAAGCGCGCCGACGCCUGCAAGCAGGAGGCGCCGGCGGCCCGGCUGGCGGAGCUCAGCAAGGGCCUAUCCCGCCAGCUACUGGCCCACGCUCAGCCCCGCCUGCAGGAGCCACACAACCUGCUCCUCAGCUUCCUGGGGGCCCUGGCGCCCCUCCGCCUGGCCGGCCAGGUCAGCUCGCUGGACUGGCUGGGCUUCUGCCAGGGGCUGCAGGCGCCUGCAGCCGAGCAGCUGCUGCAGCCGGCCAGGGCGGCACGGCCGGGCUGGGUGCGCGCCGCAGCUUGGCGCGAAUGCGGGCUGCUGGAGUGCCUGCCUGGCUUCCAGGGCCUGCGGGCCUCCCUGGCCGCGCAGGCUGCCCAGUGGCAGGAGUACUUUCGCCUGCCCGCCACGGUGGUGGGCCCCGCCCUGAGCCCCAGCCAUGCCCACCUCAGUCUCUUCCAGCGGGCCGUGCUGUGGCGCAUCUUCUGCCCCGAGAAGCUGUGCAGCACGUUCCAUGACCUCUCCACCUGCCUGCUCGGCCGCCCCAUUGCCGAGGACGCCAGCUACAGCGCGGCCACCCUCUACACCUGCAGCCAAACCCGCCUGCCCCUGCUCUUCCUCACCCCGCCCGGGGGCUCGCCCGGCGCGGCCACACACCCGCUGCACUGGAUCCGGCAGAUGGCCAAGCAACGGCACUGCCGGGGCGUCGUCGUCGUCUCCUUGGGCUCCCCGGGCUGCAUGCGCCAGGUGGGCGAAGCCCUCGGCACCUGCCCCAAGCAGGGCCGCUGGCUGGUGCUCAACAACUGCCACCUCCAGGAGCACUGGCACCCAGAGGUGCUUGCACAGCUCAGCAAGCUCCAGAGCCCCCCCGAAGGGGCGGGGAAGGCCCCGGAGCCGCAGCUGGCAGACGUGAAAGGGGACGAGAUCCACCCCAAGUUCCGCCUCUGGCUCAUCGCUGGUGCCACGGGGCCUGUGCCAGGCCCUGUGCACCGCCAUGCAGUGACGCUGUUCUGUGAGACACCCCAGGAGCUGAAGAGCAUCCUUCUGCGCAGCUACAGCCAGGUGCUGGGCCAGCCGGCGUGGGACGCCGCCCCGGAGCGAGGGCUGGCCCUGCUGGUGCUGCACGCUGUGCUGCUGCACCGCCAGCACUACGGCCGCCUGGCCCAGGCCCGGCUCUACCCCUGGAGCGAGGCAGAGCUGUUCACGGGCCUGCGGCUGCAGGAGCAGCUGGCGAAGGCGGUGUCCAACCCUGAGGAGGCCAUGCAGGAGCUGGCAGGGUCGAUUCUCUACGGCGGUUACAUCCUGGAUGCUGGGGACGCAGGGGCUGUGCAGAGCUUGAGCCAGCAGUGCUUGGGCAGUGCCCCACACCUGCUGCCCCCCCGGGGGGUGAAGACCCUCCUCACUGUCCUCAUCAGAGGCUCCAACCUGGCGCUGUCUGAGGAGGACGUGAUCGCAGACACCCGGGCUCGCAUGCAGCAGCUCUCGGCCCCAGCAGACCCAGCCUCCUGUGGGCUGUACGAGGGGCUACAGCAGCAGCUGUUGGAGAGCCAGAGCCGGAGCCUGCUCGCAGACCUGCUGCGGUCCCAGGACCUCUGGCAGCCAAGCCCCCCGCCGAGCACCCAGCAGGAGGCCUUGGGGCAGCUGGUGCAGCAGGGGCUGGAGGUGGUGCAGGCGCUGCAGGACACGCUGCAGCAGCGAGGCUGGGAGGUGGGGGCCAGGGGGCGGCUCCCAGGUGGGCGCACACGGCCAAAGCCCCGGCCCCUGCUUCGCUUCCUGCUGGAGGAGUGUGGCAGCUUCCUGGCCCUGCUGCAGCAAGUGGGCCGGGACCUGCGCUGUGCUCAGGAGCAGCUGAAGGGGCGGCCCUGCCAGUCCCCACGCUGCUCCACCAUCCUGCGGGCACUGGAGCGGGGACGCCUCCCCCGCCCUUGGCUGCCCUAUGUGCCCACGGGCCCCCAGGACCCAAGCGGCUGGCUGCAGACACUCCAGUGUCGCUGCCAGCUGCUGUGCGGGUACCUGGGGGCGGUGGCUGGCCAGCCUGUGCUGCUCUAUCACCUCUCUGCCUUCCAGUACCCACGGCGCCUCCUGCUGGCACUGCUCCAGGAAGCAGCCCGGGCCGAGAAGCAGGACCUGGACCACUACCACCUGGACAAGCAGGUGCUGCCCGGCUUGCUCCCGCCCAGCUCCCCGCCCGAGAGCGGGCUCUACCUGACCGGCCUGGAGCUGCACAACGCCCUGUGGGACACACGCUCAGCCCUGCUCCAGGAGACGCUCUCGUCCCAGCCCUGCCUGCUGCCCACCGUCUGGGUGCAGGCUGUGCGGGAGGCCUGGCGCGCUCACAGGCCCAACACCACCCUGCCGCAGUACAGCUGCCCCAUCUACCUGGGCCUGCCUCAGCAGCCCGUGCGCUUGAGCAGCCAGCGGGCUCUGACGCACCUGGCGCUGCCCUGCAAGAUGCCUCCCGCCCUGUGUGCCCAGCGCCGAGUGCACAUUGUCAGCACGCUGCCCGGCCUGGGAUAA